AUGUACACCCUUCUCGUCCCAAAUUUCUACUGCUUCAAAAAACGUCCUCUUGGCGUGGUUGUGGCGCCUUUUGUCGGCAUGCUCUUUAUGCUUGCUGUUCGCCUGAUGAACUCGAGAAAGGGCGGCACGCGCAAGAUCAAAACGAUACACCAUGCAUCCGUGCUCUACGAGCGAGCAACCGAGGACCGGACACGAUACCAGGGGCGCACACGAGCAGACUUUGAUACUCUACACCAGUCUGUCCACGAGUUCCGUGUCGUGGAUAGAUCCGACGCGCAUACUCGGGAGAUUCGGGGCGCGGAGCGGCCCUCGGCGCAGGCGACUUGGCCGGUUCAAGGGCACGAGCACGAGCACGAGCACGAGCACGAGCUCGACACUAAUACCUUGUUGAACCAGCUUUUCGCGGAAGUCAGCAAUAACCUCGACGAGCAGGGGGCCUGGUCUCAAUGGUGGCCGGCGAUUGAUCAGGUGGAUCUUUAA
This is a messenger RNA of Metarhizium album ARSEF 1941, 480 nucleotides long. RefSeq lists its product as uncharacterized. The transcript has 3 exons. The coding region runs from base 1 to 480 and encodes 159 amino acids. Lineage: Eukaryota; Fungi; Ascomycota; Sordariomycetes; Hypocreales; Clavicipitaceae. The record is from RefSeq and is a predicted model, not a curated record.